Messenger RNA from Quercus robur (English oak), 660 nucleotides. RefSeq lists its product as uncharacterized. The transcript has a single exon. Lineage: Eukaryota; Viridiplantae; Streptophyta; Magnoliopsida; Fagales; Fagaceae. Bases 1 to 660 code for a protein of 219 amino acids. The record is from RefSeq and is a predicted model, not a curated record.
AUGCACAGCAAAGGCAAUCUCGUUCUUACCUUCUCCCACAAAGAAGAAUACUACCGGAGGCGUAGGCGCAGAAGCCCAUCUCCCAACGGCUUGGGAAACGACGCCAUGAGCAAGGCACUGGAUCAACUCUCUAAGUCGCCUUUCAUGCAUCACAUAGAAGGGGCCGUACUUCCUCGACGGUUCCAACAGUUAACCUUCACCAUUUACAACGGUAGAACAGACCCGGUGGAGCAUGUGAGCCAGUUCAACCAAAGGAUGGCUGUCCAUUCUAGGAAUGAGGCACUGAUGUGCAAGGUUUUCCCGUCCAACUUGGGACCAGUGGCGAUAAGGUGGUUUGAUGGUCUGAAGACGAACUCCAUCGACUCGUAUAGGCAGCUGACCCAAGUUUUUGGCUCCCGCUUCGUUACGAACUGCAGAGCCCCUCGGCCUUUGAGCGCUUUGUUGUCGUUAUCCAUGCAUGAUAGAGAAACCAUAAAUUUAAAGGCCUACUCAGACAGAUAUUGGGAGACGUACAAUGAAAUAGAAGACAACUUUGACGACAUCGCCAUUAUCACUUUCAAAAAUAGUCUCCCAGCUGAUCACGGCCUGCAGAAGUCUCUGACUAGCAAGCUCGUCACCAGUAUGUGUCAACUGAUGGAUCGGAUCGACAAGUACAAGUGA